UCGGGCACACCAUCAGUUUGUGCUCAUUCAUCCGCUGAAAUCAAAACAGCGGGGUCCUCGUCGUACUCUCGGCAGGCAAGCUUGAGACAACCUUGGCAACCCAUUCGCUUGGCUCACCGUGAUCACAGUCGCCGGCCAAGUUUGCGGGGUAACUAAAGCUAGAAUCAGUUACGAUGGCCGCCAUUCAAGGGACAGGAACGAUACACGAAAUCGAGUGUUUGGAUGAUUUUAAGAACUACAGGGAUCAUAGUGGUGACGUCUUGGUGGUGGUGGACUUCUAUGCUGACUGGUGUGGGCCUUGUAAGGCCAUCAGUCCCGCCUUUAAGGAACUUGCCAAGGAACACAGAGACGUGUGCUUCAUCCAAGUCAGUGUUGAUGAUCAAGAAGACGUGGCUGCAGAGUGUAGUGUGGAGUGCAUGCCAACUUUCCACUUCUAUAAGAAGGGAAAGCUACUGAAGUCCUUCUCUGGUGCCAACAAGGACACGCUGAUAUCUGCAGUGAAAGAAUUCAAGAAGAAGGACGUGAAGUAGACAGGCUCGUUUUGCGGGCUCUCUGAUAAUGUGCAGUAGCGCCAAGUCUUGGGCGGUUUGUAUCAUUUCUGUGGUCAAUUCCAAUCUGUGUCCAUUCUGGUAUUAAGUUGGUAAUAGAAAUGCAGUCCGUCUCAAAUGUCUUUCCCUUGUCUGUAGUUUUCAAAGACGAAAUUUUCACAGAGAGGUGUUAAUACUGAAACGUGUUACUAAUUUUGCAAUGAGAAAAAAAAAGAGUAUUGAUAAAACGACAUCUGAAAUUUGUCACUUUAAAAACAGAAUUCAUAGAGAAUAAUUUCAAGAGCUGAUUAAGUAGGUGUACCCUGUAUGAACGUAAAACUGCCAUACAAUAGGAGAAAUAGUGCCGGUAUUUGUGGCCAGUUUAUGUCUUCCCGGAAAAAUGACUGACAUGAUUUUAUCUUCAGCAUCAGGAGAGCAAUUUCUUGGUAGAAUUUUCUGAUGUUUGACCUCCUUGUCAAUGUUGGCCCACCUGUGAAAAUUUUGUUAGAAUUGACCGCUGGAGACCGACAGUACAUGUAGAACUAGAGAAAAGAGCCCCCAUCGCCAAAUCUAGGCUAAGAAUCGACUGUUCUUGAUUCUUGAGUCAGAUUGCCCAAGCCUGUUCAGCGAAUUUUCCGUCAAAGAGAAAUAAAUGAUAUAUUGAAAACUCAGUUUGUAGACCAAUCACAGUUCUCUGCCCCUGCGGACAAAAUAUUGUUUUGAAAAGUACUCGAGGCAAGAUUGCAACAUUUACAUUUUGCGGGAUGGUACCGACUUAGUCUUAUUUUGCCAUACUUUUUACUCGUGUAGAUGGUUCCUAUGCUUGUUUGCUUCAAAUUGUACACAUACAUGUGCACUGAGCUUCAGACCUGGUUCGAUAAUGUAGGCAAAGGGGAUCUUUACGUGUACAUGUUGGAAUUGGUAUUUUUUUGGGUGAGGCAAAGGACGUGCGCCAUGUCUCGAGAGAACAAUUUGUUAUUUGCUACAGUGUAGCAAUGAACUCCCUUAGGGCAGGCACACUAUGAGAUCGCACCCAAGUUUACGCCACGUUACAUGCUCCAUGUAUUUUUUGUGCUUGCUGUCAUGCACUGUAGGAAAAAAGGUGCACUUCAUUCCCUCUGUAGACACUCUUUCAAUCCAACUUCUCAAUCGUGAUGUUCCUCAGCAUUUUGCAAGACAUGACACCCUCACAUCCAUAACGCCUUCACAAAACCUGUUUUUAGAAUGGGGGGAAACCUCGUCUGGACCUGUGGAAGUCUAGAGGAGGUCCCCACUAUGGAUGUAUACCUGCACUGUGAAGACUUCUGUUGUUCUCAUGUCCACACAAGGAAUAACAUGCCCUGCCACAACUUAUUUCCAAUUUAUAUACUUCCAAACUUGGUAGUCUUUGUCCGAGUGCUAUUUUAUUUUGGCCGUGGCUGUUCACAAGUAGCAGGAAAAGAAACCAUAAGUCCUUGUGCUCAUUCUGAUGAAAACCUUCUGGUGUGCACAGUCCAUUACUGCCCAGAAAAAAGUUGUAUGGACCCCUCAAUCUCACAAUAUCUAGAACUCUGCCUCACGUCACUCUACUAAGAGUGAAAAAGUUGGAUUACGAAGCCUUUGUGCUCAUUCUCAUGAAAAAAAUGUACUGUUCUUUUGCACAGUAAAGUAUCAGUGGGACAAUUGUCUGUUCAGCAUGUGAGCAUGCCCUUAAAAAAAAGAGUCUCCCUGACCAACAUGUGAUUACUUUAUGGACAUGUAACAUAGAAGUGGAAAUUCGCGUUAUGAACACAUUUAUUCACUGCUUGGUGCUGCUGACAAUGGACAGCCAUGUUUGCAUUACGGGUCAUGAAAGAUCGUUAGCCUUACCAAUUAUCAACCAAAUGUGACAUUUUCCCUCAAGUUAUUUGAGGUCACAGGAACUUUCUUCCUGAGUAUGCAUGCACUCAGCUUUUUAUGGAAUAAAUUCAGUGAGCUGUGUAGCCCAAAAUGCACAGAUCUUUUGGGAUCAAAUGUUUUUUUUCCACUGAAAAUGAAGAAUUCGCAUUUGGCCUUCUCUGUAGCUCUCAGUCACCAGACACUUUGUUUUGGGUAACCUGUCUAUAGGACAUGUUCGUGUAUUUAUAAGUUCACUUUAUGCUUUUGUGAAGACUAGUUCCUGAUGUCGGUAACAGGUGUAAAAUGUUGAGAACAGGUUGUGUAGUAGAAGAUUUUAUGUAUGAAACCAAAGUAGUGCAAAAUUUAUGUGCAUUGAAAAAGAAGAGAUUAUUAUUUACAGUACUUGAUUGUUUAGUUGUUUCAUAACUAAAAUCCACCUGGGCAAAAAGCAAUGUGUAUCAACUCAUGAACCCUGUUUCCUCUCAUCAAGUGUGGAGGAAUGCUUAUGCAGAUAAUUUAAUGCCAAUAAAUAAAUGCAAUUAUUAUUUAUUUGACUUUCAAUUGAUUAAAUUUCAUCCAAAUCUUAUGUAUGACUAUUAAAGUGGAAAAAACUUACUUACGUACUUCAAAUGGUGCACCAAUGUUCACGCCUGACCACCUUAAAUGAAAGUGCCCAAACUUUCCUUUGAAUCAGGGAAUUAUUUUUGCCUGCCGAUUUCUCAAUUUAAAAAAGAAAGUAUAUACAUUAUAUUUAUUGGAUAAUGAAUCUAACUGUAUAUAAUUGCAGGGUCGCUGUGAUGAUUUUAUUCGCAGACACACUUUUUUUGCAUCUUUAUACUCUUCCUCAACCUCAACAACUAGUUGGCAUCCCUUUGGGUUGAAGUGGAUGUAAAAUUACACUUUUUAAACAGUUCAUGUUGUCUCAUAUUUGCUGGAUAACUGGGGGCGCUGUUGCUGUGAUGUCAGUCAAGGAAGACACCUCCGAUCUCAAUUUGUACCUUUCUGUUUUAAUUGUGAACCGAAACUGUAUUCAUUGAAAAUAUUGCUGAGAGAGGUUUGUCCGUUGGCUUAUUGCUGAGCACUUACGCGACUUUAAAUCACUAAAGACAACGAAUUCUAGGGCAGAAAAAGUUUCUAAAAUUCCAGCACAAAUGAAUGCAGGGUCGAGGUUUUACUUCCCAGGAUGACGUCAUAGUUUCGCUCGUGAAUACUGAAAUUUGUAUUAGCUUAAACACCAAAGAGACACCGAAAUACCUUGUAAAAUAGCGAAACCCCUCAAAACGUUAACAAGGUUAACUUGCGCACAAAGGUGCUCUAUCUUACAUUUCGUAAAAUAACUGCAUUGCAUAGAGACUUAUGGAAGUGCCCAACUAAUGCAACUCCUUACGAAAUUGUUCAGAAUAUUUAAGUUUAUUUGUGAUUCUCUUGAAAUGAGUGCAAUUUCUCAAUGCAGUAUUUGUACUUGAGCAUUUGUUAAGUGUCGGUACCAAAGUCUAGUGAAUUGUUAAUUUCUCGUUUUUAGUAUGGAUGUGUUAUAAUAAAUUAAUCUGUUGUCAAAUAGGUUAUCAGGUUUAGUCCUGAGAGCA
Molecule: messenger RNA, 3970 nt
Organism: Acanthaster planci (crown-of-thorns starfish)
Lineage: Eukaryota; Metazoa; Echinodermata; Asteroidea; Valvatida; Acanthasteridae
Product: thioredoxin-like
Source: RefSeq, a predicted model, not a curated record